Messenger RNA from Hemibagrus wyckioides, 3784 nucleotides. RefSeq names its product CD99 molecule-like 2 (gene cd99l2). The coding region runs from base 229 to 1116 and encodes 295 amino acids. The record is from RefSeq and is a predicted model, not a curated record. Lineage: Eukaryota; Metazoa; Chordata; Actinopteri; Siluriformes; Bagridae. The transcript is spliced from 12 exons.
GCAAAGGGUUUUGGUAACCGUGCCGAGUCGCGUGGGUACAGGAGAGGAUCCGCCCUGUGAGCGGCAGUAACGUGAAUCUCGCCACCUCUCGCUCACUCACACUGCAGCGGUUUGGUGCAGAGGUUCGGGCUCUCGUCUGUCGUUCAGUCUAACAGCUCUUCUGACCCCUUAGAAAGGAAACCCUUCCCGUAGCGAUCACCGGCAGAAAACACUGCAGGACCUUAAACCAUGCGGGGGAUUUCGGUGUGGGCUUUUCUGGCCCUUUUUUCGCUCUUAGCACUGGGAGGUCUGGCAUUUGAUGAUUUGAAGCUAUCCGAUGCUUUAGGUGAUGAUGAGCCACCUACUACUACUCCUAAGCCCAAGGAAAAUGAACAUGGAGGACUUAUCCCUGAUAAACCUACCCCAAAACCUCCUGUCAAGCCCAAAGAGCCUGUCAAGCCUAAAGAGCCUGUCAAGCCUAAAGAGCCUGUCAAGACCACAACCAAACCCAAACAUGAGGAGCCCCUCCCUGAUUUCUUUGAGCCAACCGUACGGCCUGCGUUGUUGCCCCGCACAUCUGCCAGACCCCUUCGACCCUCUUCCCCGCCUCGCAAGGCCGGUCUACCUGGUUUUGAACUUUCCGAUGCUUUGCCUGACAAUGACAAUGACAAAAAACAAAACGAUAAAGGCUUUGGAGGAGGUGACAGCAGGCCCGGUAUCGCAGGUGGCAAUAGUGGAAAAGAUCUUACCGAUGAAGACCUGUUUAAUGUGAAUGAGGAUGGCGGCUAUCAGCCAGACAAAGGGAAAGGAGGAAAAAAAGGUUCAGGAGGUUCUGGAGGUUCAGGAGGUUCUGGGGGGCUUGUGGACCCUGGUGAGGAUGAGGAUUAUGACAGCAUGCCAGAGACUGGCACCAUUGCUGGCAUUGUGAGUGCUGUUGCCAUGGCGCUGGUCGGUGCAAUCAGCAGCUAUAUCUCCUACCAGAAGAAGAAGCUCUGCUUCAGCAUACAGCAGAGUCUGAAUGCAGAUAUGGUUAAAGCAGAGAAUCCUGAGGCUGUCGUGGCUCAAGAGCCUCAAGUUCAACAGACUCUCCUCCAGCCUCCUAACGCUGAGCCACCCACAGAAGACAAUGCGGUGUAACGUGCGAUACUUCUUCCAGCCUGAAGAGGGAGCAGUGCUCAACAUGUACACGCUCUCAGUGGAGGAAAACAAAAAACCCAUCUGCUUUGUUACGAAAUCAACCAUUCUGUGAAUAUUUAUUUAACCGUUUGCCUUCAUUUUCACUAAUCCUACUGUUUACAAUAUUAUUCCUAGGAAGUUGGAAAUUGUGCAGAAAAAAAAAAAGUUGAGUGUGUUGCUAAUUGAAAGUACAAGCUGUUCAUGCAUUCGUGCUGCUCCAGCUUUUUACUUCCAUCACCUUAUGAUGGGAUAAGCAUCACUGUGUAACUAGCGUGUAUCAUUAUUCCACGGUCCAUCAUUGGAUUAUUCACAUAAACCGUAAAUGAAGUACUUCUAUAGAAAACGCUUUAGAGCUGGGAAACCUGACUGUGGUCCUGUACCAUUUUACAGUCCAGUACAGUUUCCUGAAACGAACACACCUGAUUGAACUUUUCGGGUCAUUAGAUAGGAGUGAGAGAAACCUUCAACACUGUGCUUGACUACAGGAAGUCAGGAUCAGAGCCAGCUUCCCCUGAUUUAUAAAUUGAAUGUUGAUCAAGGUGACCUUAUUAAAUAAUUCCUGGUUGCUGAAGAUUUAUUAUCUUUUUACAAGCACCCUUUUCACACACACACACACAAAAAAAUGAAUGAUUUGUACAUUUGUGCCCUGCUUUUUUCAGAGCCGAAUGAAUUAAUAAUUGUAUAUAGGCAGUCUUUUUGUGCCCUGCUAUUGAACUGGACUUUAGAGAAAACUGAAUAUAGCUGCUCACUCUUUUAAUUUGCUUUAAAAAAAAGAAAAAGAAAACUGGAAGUGAGCUUCCAUUUUAUCAAACGGUGGUUGUGUUGAAGAAACCAUGUUGAUCGCUCUUUGCUAACUCGCUUUGUUUUGUGCGUGUGAGUGUGUGCGUGUGUGUGUGUGUUUACUGGUACAACAGUGGUAGCAGAUUUUCAGAGGCGAGCUUACUGUAACGAAGACGCCAAGUUUAUUUGUUCUGGAAUAUGUAGAAACUGAAGUCUUACAUGUCAGCACAAACACGGUCCGUCUUUUCCUCAUUAGGGCAUUUGCCGUUUUGAAAGUUUUUAAAGAUAUCGUGCUUGUAAAACGUGCGUGUUAUUCAUGUUUGUACUCAAAUGGUUGUGUUGGUGUAUCUUUAUAUACACUUGUAGCAGUGUAGCUACAGUACAAUAGAUUUUGUUAGCAGUCAUAUUAAGUGUUUCGGGCUUAGAUUUUUGAUCCACUUACAACUUUUCACCCCUUCACAGUUUUGCUGUGUUGGCUGUGUUCCAGUUGGUGUGUGUUUAAGAAGGCUUUCUUAGUCGUGCUGCGUGAACGGUUGCUUAGUUCCUCAGUUUUGGAUUUAGCUGUAGGGCAUGGAGGGUUUUUUUGGAGUUUGAAGAGGUAGCAAUAAAAGACUUGGAGCACAGCCCUGCUUUCCGUCCUGAGGUCCCCCAGCUUUUUCCGUCACCUGUCACAUCCUUUGCCGAGCUCAAUCCUGUUGCACCUUCUCUAUCUUUUUAGCCACAAGCCGCUGGUGCUUCACGUCUUAGGCCUUAUCCUGUUAAGCGGCCGCACUAUCGCAAAAGAGAGUUCAGUAUGCUGACCGUAUCAGCUGCAGCUGAAUCUGUAUGUGGUCGAACUCUCGGUAGGACAAUCCACCGUAUAACAGAAGAACGCAGACCAAAACAUCCACAACGCUUCUACUAUAUAUUGUUGAAUGUCCGCUUGCACGUAACACAUCGACAACGUCACGUCCUAUCUAGAGUUCCAGCUGAUGUUUCUAAUCUAAACCGAAUGUAAUUUUUUUUUUUUUAAUUUUACUCUGGUGCAAUUUUAGACCACUUUAACGUAGCAUCCCUGGUGUCACUUUUGGCAAAAACACCAAAGACAAGGCAGUGAAGAAGAUGUGAUCGUGUUGCUUUGUGUUUUGUUCUGCCUCAGAUCCUGGCGACUGUUCCGACUCGAUUUGUAGCGAAAUUUCCAAUUCACAAAUGCCUUGAGAAAACGUACAUCUUGAACAAUUGAACUAUAAAGUGCAUUCUUUGUAAUUGACUGUUAAAUUUGCCCUGUAUGGUGGAGUUUAAGGAUGCACUGUGAUCAGUGUGGCUAUAUCUGUGAAAAGGCCACGAGUUGGAGGUUGCAUUUGGUUUCAUAGGAAUUCUGAGCUCUUGGUGUCUUUUGGAUAGGAAGCGCAAAACAUUUUGUAUAAGGGUGAAAACAGAUGCAUGCUUAGAUUCUUUAGCUGUAGCCAGUUUUUUCUUGCUUACCGCAUUGCCGUACGAAGUUUGGACGGGUUCUUUAGGGAGAGAAGUUUUUGAAGUGUUUUUGGAUUUGCACUGCCAGUGAAGUGACAUAUUUACCACCAACACCACAGAUCAAAUUGAAGCAUUAUACAGUAGGACUUUGUAUUUUCUUACCAGUGCCUGUUCACUUCAGUCUAGACUUUGUUAGAGCCGAGUCACAGACACCCCAUCAUGUGAAGGCAAAACAUUAUUGAAAAUCUACUGACAAUCUUCAUUGCUUCAACAGUCAGUUUUCUACUUGUAUAUGGCACUAAAGAUCUGUUUUAAGUCUCAACUUUUACUGGCAAUACCUGAUAGAAAGAGAGUAACAUGAAGAAAAAAAACAACAAUAAAAAAGACUGAAAUUGAA